Molecule: messenger RNA, 1835 nt
Organism: Sorex fumeus (smoky shrew)
Lineage: Eukaryota; Metazoa; Chordata; Mammalia; Eulipotyphla; Soricidae
Gene: GRTP1
Product: growth hormone regulated TBC protein 1
Exons: 10
Coding region: 1-1674 (557 amino acids)
Source: RefSeq, a predicted model, not a curated record
AUGGCCCCAUGCCAGCUGCCCCUGGUACCCCCACCAGCAGCGAAGCUGUGGGCAGACAGGGAGCCCCCUGAGACUGGCGAGUGCCAGGUCACUCUGCGGCCAUCCCCCCGCACGCAGACCACUGGGGUGAAGCCUCAGGAGAGCGAGCGCGGGCCGGGACCCUCGGGACAGCACAGCCCCGGCACGGAGGCCCACAGCCUGCCCUUGGACACGGGAGUCCCCCGGGUCCAGGCUCCAGGCCCUGCCCAGGCCCCCACCUGGGGGCCCGCCAAGGAGGCCAAGGCGGGCGGGGCGGCACCCCGUGAUGCGGCAGCAGCUUCCACUGCAGGAGGAAGGUCCAGGGGGUCCCCGACACCGGCCCAUGCAGGGGAGGGCUGGUCUGAGGGCCCCAGGGAGCCCACGCCCGAGGGUGCUGGCCACACGCCCCCCGGCACCUGGGCGGCCAGGAGAGACUUGAGGGAGAGGGGAGAGCGGGCCAGGCCGGCGCCCCCCGCCAAGUACAGGGCUCAGAGCUUCUGCGACCAGAGCGCCUUUGAGCAGUCCUUUCGGCCCGAGUCGGAAAGAAUGACUGGAAUCCGAGGGAUCCCGAGACAGAGGGACAGCAAGUCCUGGAGUCCAGAGGCUGGCGGGCGCCGGGAAGUCCGGCCCGCGGAGGACGAGGCGGCGGGCGGCAUGGAGCGCGGCGGGGGGCGCAGGGUGGACGCGUACGGCUUCGAGCGCCCGGCGGACUUCGACCACGCCGCCUACGAGGACUUCCUGGCCGCCUACCUGGGGGUCCUCGCCCGCCGGGCCGUCAAGUGGGCCCAGCUGCUCCAGGGCGGCCGCCUCCAGAGGAGCCUCACGGUGAAGCGCUACAUCCGGAAGGGCAUCCCCCUGGAGCUCCGGGCCCGCGUGUGGAUGGGGGUGAGUGGAGCCCAGGACCAGAUGGACCGGAAUCCGGGCUACUACCAUCAGCUCCUGCAGGGAGCAAGGAAUGACAGCUUGGAGGAGGCUAUCAGGACAGAUAUGAAUAGGACCUUCCCAGACAACAUCCGCUUCCGGAGCAGCGCCGAGCCUUGUCUGCAGAAAACUCUGUUCAACGUGCUUUUGGCCUACGGGCACCAUGACCAACGUGUGGGCUACUGCCAGGGAAUGAACUUCGUGGCCGGCUACCUGAUCCUUAUCACGAAGAAUGAAGAAGAGGCGUUCUGGCUCCUGGAUGCUCUAGUGGGGAGAAUACUGCCCGAUUACUACAGUCCCGCCAUGCUGGGCCUCAAGACUGACCAGGAGGUGCUGGGUGCCCUCGUGAGGACCAAGAUGCCGGCUGUGGCGGAACUUAUGGAGCGGCACGGUGUCUCCUGGACCCUGCUGGCAUCCCGCUGGCUUAUCUGCCUGUUUGUGGACGUCCUGCCUGUGGAGACAGUGUUCCGGAUCUGGGACUGUCUGUUCAACGAGGGCUCCAAGAUCCUCUUCCGCGUGGCCCUGACCCUCAUCAAAGAGAACCAGGCAUUCAUCCUGGAAGCUUCCAGCGUCCCUGAUGUGUGUGAGCGCUUCCGGCAGAUCACCAGAGGGACCUUUGUGACCGAAUGUCACAGCUUCAUGCAGAAAAUCUUCUCUGAGCCUGGACGCCUGCCCAUGCGAACCAUCACCCAGCUGCGAGAGAGCUGCAGGGCCCAGCUGUUGGCCCAGGGCUGACCACAGCAGUGGCCUCACGGGAAAUGCUCACCUGCAUUCAGGCGUGACCUUGUCAAGAAUGGUCUAAGUCUGUCGGAUUUGGAGCUCCACUGCCUUACCUUUCUCAGUCUGUUCUCACCCGGGCAGCUCAUCCGAGAUGAGCCCCUGUGCUGAAUAAAGUU